UCCCAGGUCAACCAACAACACAGCAGCAUCCCCGCCCGAACAUACGGCAUUGUGGGAAAUGUAGUCUUGGCCACGCCCUGAUUCGUCCGCAGAGAACUACAACUCCCGGAGUCACCCGUUGGCGGCUCCACUGUCCUGGCAGGUUUGCUGCCUACGUGUCUGCGGAGUUCAGGGUGGGCAGGAAGAGAUGAGACCGAUCAGACUGACAAGAUGUGGCUGAGACCGGAGGAGGUGCUCUUGAAGAAUGCCUUGAAGCUAUGGGUGACCGAAAUCUCCAACCCUUAUUUCGUGCUGCAGAGAAGGAGGGGGUAUGGCGAGGAAGGAGGGGGGCUGACAGGUCUUCUCGUUGGAACUCUUGAUGCUGUAAUGGAUUCAACUGCUAAAGUAGCACCAUUUAGAAUUCUCCACCAAACCCCUGAUUCUCAGGUGUACUGGUCUAUCGCAUGUGGAGCUAACAGAGAGGAGAUUUUGAAGCACUGGCAAUGGCUGGAGCGGAAUCUUAUGAAGACAUUGACAGUGUUUGACUCAAGUGAUGAUAUAAAUAGCUUUGUUCAAGGUAAAAUUAGAGGACUCAUUGCUGAAGAAGGAAAGGGUUCCUUUGUAAAAGAAGAGGAUCCUGAAAAAUUCCGUGAAGCUCUUUUGAAGUUUGAGAAAUGCUUUGGGCUGCCAGAUCAGGAGAAGCUGGUGACCUAUUACUCAUGCAGCUACUGGAGGGGGAGAGUGCCCUGUCAGGGAUGGCUGUAUCUAAGCACCGACUUCCUAAGCUUCUAUUCAUUCCUGCUAGGCUCCGAGUUUAAACUCAUCAUCUCAUGGGACGAAAUCUCAAGACUAGAGAAGACCUCCACCGUUCUUCUCACCGAGAGUAUACAUGUUUGCUCCCAGGGGGAAGACCAUUACUUCUCUAUGUUUAUGCACAUCAAUGAGACCUUUCUUUUGAUGGAGCAACUUGCAGGUUAUGCUAUUAGAAGACUUUUCGACAAGGAGAAAUUUGAAAAUGAUCCCAUAUUGAAUGAUCCUAUGCAAAUCACAAAGAGAGGUCUGGAAAGACGAGUUCACAGUGAUCACUUCACUACCUACUUCAGACUGCCUAAAGAAGAGACCUUGCAGGAGGUGCAUGAGUGUUUUCUGUGGAUACCUUUCAGCCAUUUAAAUACUCUGGGAAAGAUGUGCAUUUCUGAGAACUACAUUUGUUUCGCUAGCCAUGAUGGUAGUCUGUACAGCACAAUUAUUCCAUUGCGAGAGAUUAUUGCCAUAGAAAAGUCUGAUGCUACUACAAGGGCGGCUACGAUUAGUACAAAAGGAAAGAAUAUAUUCCGUUUCACUGAUGUGCGAGAUUUUGAUUCUCUGGUCGCAAGGCUGAGGACCAAAUGUGCAGUAACAAGUCCGCAGCAUACUUCAACUGAGACUGGAUAUAAUGAUAGCACGGAAGCCUUCCUGGAAGAACAUCCUAUGGUGGGUCCAAAAGGUACUAGUAAAACGGUGAGCACAGAGGCGCUGAUGACCGUUUUCCACCCCCAAGACGCAGAAAACUUGGAUCCAAUAAUGUUAAAAGAAAAAAUGAAGGAGCAGUCUUGGAAAAUCCUGUUCACAGAAUGUGGCCGUGGAGUUAGUAUGUUUCGGACAAGAAGAACUCGGAAUUUAGUAGUUAGGGGUAUUCCGGAGACAUUGAGAGGAGAACUCUGGUUACUUUUCUCAGGUGCUGUGAAUGACAUGGCAGCUAACCCAGGCUAUUACACAGAAGUUGUGGAGAAGUCUUUAGGUACGUGCACAUUGGCUACUGAUGAGAUUGAACGAGAUUUGCGCAGAUCAUUACCAGAGCAUCCUGCGUUUCAGAGUGACACCGGCAUCUCUGCAUUGAGGAGGGUGCUGACUGCAUAUGCUUACAGGAACCCCAAAAUUGGAUAUUGUCAGGCGAUGAAUAUUCUCACUUCUGUCCUACUACUUUAUGCCAAAGAAGAGGAGGCCUUCUGGUUGCUAGUGGCGGUGUGUGAGAGAAUGCUCCCCGAUUACUUCAACCGGAGAAUUAUUGGUGCUCUGGUAGAUCAGGCAGUAUUUGAAGAACUCAUUAAGGAUUAUUUGCCCCAGCUGACUGAUCACAUGGUUGACAUGACGUUUUUCUCCUCGGUGUCCCUCUCGUGGUUUCUCACUCUCUUUAUCAGUGUCCUGCCUAUUGAAAGUGCUGUCAGUGUUGUGGACUGCUUUUUCUAUGAUGGGAUCAAGGCCAUUCUCCAACUGGGACUGACUGUGCUGCACUAUAACAUAGAAAAGCUGCUAGUUUGCAAAGAUGAUGCUGAGGCUGUCACUGUUCUUAACCGGUUUUUUGAUAAUGUGAUAAAUAAAGACAGCCCACUUCCUUCAAGUGUACAGCAAGCCUCUGUCAUGUCUGAGAGAAAAGGGAACAGCAUCAAAGUGGACAUCACUGAACUUAUCAGGGAGUCAAAUGAGAGAUUUGGAGCCAUUCGCUAUGAAGACGUGGAAAGCAUGCGCACAAGAAACCGUCUAUACGUCAUCCAGACUUUAGAAAUGACCACUAAACAAAAUGUGGUACGAGUUGUCAUGCAGGAUGUGAAGUUCAGCCCCGCUGAUCUAGAUGAGCUGUUUUACUUAUUUAAGAGAGAACACUUCUUGUCUUGCUACUGGAGUGUGAACAACAGUAGUAUCCUCAGUCAUCAUGACCCAAGCCUGCCGUACCUAGAACAAUAUCACAUAGACUGCCAGCAGUUCCGGACUCUCUACCAUCUUCUCAGCCCCUGGGCAUACUCUCCCAGCGUAGACUCACUUGCAUUGUGGACUUUCCGUCUCUUGGAUGAAAACUCUGAUGGUCUAAUUAAUUUUAAAGAAUUUUCAUUUGCAUUUGAUGUGAUGUUCAAUGGCAGCUUUACUGACCGGCUCAAGCUACUCUUUAAAAUGCACAUACCUCCAGCUUUUACUGAUGUGGGAGCUACGAGCCCUUCAGAGGAAGCCAAGCUUUCCAAGGAGGAUCUGAUGCAUUUUAGCCAACUUCAUGUAACCUCACCUACAGAAGAUCCCAGUCCCGAUGACAAAACAAAGAGCCCUGAAAAAGGAAAGGGAAAGAUUGACAUUCAGGCAUAUCUAAAACAGUGGCAAGAUGAACUGGUGCGUAAGGAGGAAAGCAUCAAAGACUUGCCCAGAAUGAACCAGACCCAAUUCAUCCAGUUUUCAAAGACGUUAUACAACUUAUUUCAUGGGGACCCUGAAGAAGAGCUUCUGUACCGCGCUAUUGCAGUGGUCACCAGCCUCCUCCUCCGAAUGGAAGAAGUGGGGAGGAAACUGCAGAAUCCUGCUUCACCUUCCUCAGAGGCAGGUACUGAACACAAUGACACAACUCAGGGGACUAACUCUCCAGCGGACAACACCUCUGCCCACCCUUCCAAAGAAGCCACAGAAUGGUCGUUUGCUUUUGAACAGAUCCUCGCUUCACUACUGAAUGAGCCUUCCCUGGUCAGAUUUUUUGAAAAACCUAGUAACAUAAAAGCCAAGUUAGAAGCUGCUAGAACCUCACAAAUGCGAGCUAGUAAAAGGGUAUAAAAUAUUAACUUCUCAUGUCCAUUACAUAGGCCACUACAUGACAUUGCCACAUAACCUGUUACGUUCUGUUUUAUUCAAGUGGGUCACAGUUCUCAGACACUUUUCUACGUUUUCAGGGCUUCAGUACAGUUUUUCUUAUGGCGGAGAGGCCACUUUUCAGAUGCACUGUAGAUGUUUGCAUUCCAGUGGAGGGUGCAUUAUUGAUGUUAUUAUGUAUAAUAAAUGUUCUGUAUGCUUGCAUUAAGAGCGUCCCUUUUUAAAUAUUCUUAUAUUUAAAGCCAGCGUCACACAGACACUUGGUAUGUAGCCUAGGAAUUUAUCCACUCUGUAUACAUGCAGCAUUUGAAGAGAACUUUACUGCGUCUUAGGUGCAGGCAAAGGGUGGAUGAAUGGCAAGCUCGAAGGCUGAAACGUGGCAUUAAUCGAAUAUGCUCACGGCCUCUUGUGUUAGCGAGAAAUUAUAAUUAUGCUAUGCCUUUAUUCUGACUUGUGUUCUGUUACAUAGGCAGAUUUCAGUUCCCACUAUUAGAAAGUGAAGCAUAUAGUGUACUGCAGUUUUGUUUUGUUUUUGUGAUCAAAGUGUUUAGUUGUGUACACAUAGCAAUGUCUGUAUAGUGUUCCGUUAAUUUUCUGUGUAAAAUAAUUGCAAUGUCUGGAUAAUGCAUGUUUUUGAAAACUCUUGCUUUUCAGAUACUACGGUAUUGUUACUCUUGUAAUCAGAAUAUUGUGUUAAAUCGCAUAAUGUAUUUGUGCCCUCCGCACAUUGAAAUCUGUGCAGAAGAAUUAUUCAUGAGAUUGCAGCAUAUCAGUCCACUAGGUACUAGUGAUAACAUUGAGCUAUGAAGCAUGCCUCUCAGAGGUUGAUAGUCUGAAUAUUGGUUCCGUCUACAAAAUUGCUGCCUCCGCUGUGUGUAGGUGGAAGAUAGACUUUAACAUUUUGUGGUAGGCAUUUCACAAACUACCACAUUGGUUUUUUCAAACAUUAGCUCAGGAUUUGUCUGUGUGUUGUGUGUUUCACUUACUAUUCACUCUUGCCCCUAAAUAUACAAUGGAAGAAGCCAUCUUACUUUUUAAGCUACUAAAACUAGGAAACUGAUAGAUUUUUCCAGACUUGUCUUUCCACUCUCAUUUCUACUGUGCAAUUUACAAUCCACAGGGCAUUCUAGCAACCUCCUGUACGAUCCACAGAGCAUUCUAGCGACCUCUGUACGAUCCACAGAGCAUUCUAGCAACCUCUGUACGAUCCACAGAGCAUUCUAGCGACCUCUGUACGAUCCACAGAGCAUUCUGGCGACCUCUGUACUAUAUACAGAGCAUUCUAGCGACCUCUGUAACGAUCCACAGAGCAUUCUAGCGACCUCUGUAACGAUCCACAGUGCAUUCUAGCGACCUCCGUACGAUCCACAGAGCAUUCUAGCGACCUCUGUACGAUCCACAGACCAUUCUAGUGACUUCUGUACGAAAUACAGACCAUUCUAGCGACCUCUGUGCAAUCCACAGAGCAUUUCUAGGGACCUCUGUACGGUCCACAGAACAUUCUUGCGACCUCUGUGCAAUCCACAGAGCAUUUCUAGGGACCUCUGUACGAUCCACAGAACAUUCUAGCUACCUCUGUACGAUCCACAGAGCAUUCUAGUGACCUCUGUGCAAUCCACAGAGCAUUUCUAGGGAUCUCUGUACAAGCCACAGACAGGAACAUAGAGAGGUUAGUCAGGGUCAGGUGCAGUGCAAUUUACGAUCCACAGAGCAUUCUAGCGACCUCUGGGGGUAAUUCCAAGUUGAUCGCAGCAGGAAAUUUUUUAGCAGUUGGGCAAAACCAUGUGCACUGCAGGGGGGGGCAGAUAUAACAUUUGCAGAGAGAGUUAGAUUUGGGUGGGUUAUUUUGUUUCUAUGCAGGGUAAAUACUGGCUGCUUUAUUUUUACACUACAAUUUAGAUUGCAGAUUGAAACACCACACCCAAAUCUAUCUCUCUCUGCACAUGUUAUAUCUGCCUCCCCUGCAGUGCACAUGGUUUUGCCCAAUUGUUAACAAACUUGAAGCUGCGAUCAACUCAGAAUUACCCCCUAUGUACGAUCCACAGAGCAUUCUAGUGACCUCUGUACGAUCCACAGAGCAUUUUAGCAAACUCUGUAAGAUCCACAGAGCAUUCUAGUGACCUCUGUAAGAUCCACAGAGCAUUUCUGGGGACCUUUGUACAAGCCACAGACAGGAACAUAGAGAGGCUAGUCAGGGUCAGGUACUGAUUGCCCCCCGCCCCCCCAAAAAAAGUCCAAAACAGCAAACACAUAUGCAUACAAAAUUUAUAUGUGGCCCGUGCUGCACAGGGAGGGUGCUGUGUGCCCCUCAGCCAGGGCCAGAUUUUCAGGAAGGGGGGGUGACCUGGCUCUGGCAAGUAGUACCCUUCUCCCCAGUGGCACCAUCUUCCCAGUGAUAUUCGUGAAGAUGACGCAUGUGCACUUAAGAGCACAGUCUCUAGCGCAGUACCACAGUCUUUGCUUGCAAUGCACAGUGACAUCUUCCCGAAGAUGUCACUGGGAAGGUGGUGCCAUGGAGGAGAGACACGCUUGCCAGGGCAAGGUAAGUAUACUUGGGGGAAGGGGGGAUCCACUCCACCCUACCACUCACCCUUACUCGGCGGCACUGGCUACAGGGCAUUCUAGCGGCCUCUGUGCAGCCCAAAGGGCAUUCUAGCGGCCUCUGUGCAGCCCAAAUGGCAUUCUAGCGGCCUCUGUGCAGCCCAGAGAGCAUUCUAGCGGCCUCUGUGCAGCACAGAGAGCAUCCUGCUGGCCUCUGUGCAGCACAGAGAGCAUACUGGUUUAAAAUGUUUACUCUAUUCUAGCUGCUGAGACAAAAUUGAAAGAGAGACUGUAUUUUUAGAAAAGGUCAUCCUUGCCAGCCCUCCUCAGGCCCACUUAUGUCUGAAAUCUUACAUUUUGGGGGUUCAGGGGGUAACUAUCAGAACUAGUUUUAAAGUGUGAGAUAAGUGUGCCUUCAUCUGUCACAAAGGACAUUUUUCCGUAUUGACAUGAAUCUAUGGAUAGUUUUUGAUAUAUUAUUGAAUUAUAAAAUUAUGUUGAUAGUUCAAAUUAAAUUGUAAAUUUAGCAUUUCUAAAGAAAGCCAUAAUAAGAUGCAGGUGUUUCCAUUUGUCCUACAUGCCUUCUUCAAGAUGAAAUUUUAAUAUUGAAGAUUUACAAGUAAACUCGCAACAUUAUUGAAAUUACACAAACAUGUACUGUAGCCUUACCUUCCAGUAAGACAAUUGCUGGUGUUAUUUACUUGCAAUUCGCUGUCCUAUCAAAAAUGACUGUAUACUGCGCACAUUACUCCCUGCGUGCCCAUUGCAAUGCUUCCGCCACCCGCUAAACAGUUGAAAAGGAAAUUGUAAACAAAAUACAAACUGAACACAAAGCUGUUUUGUCCUGUAUACAGUGCUGCUAUUGGUCUAAUCCAAUCCAAUUGUUAAUCUGUGUGUGCUUUUUCCACCAUUGUUGCAGAUUUAUAUUUCUUUAAUCAAUGAAUUUACUUUGUUUAUAUAAAACCAUUCCAGUUUUUUUUUUUACUUGCAUAUUUAUAUUUAUUUUGCAAACAAUAUGUAUAUAUUUUAGCUGUGCCUCAGUCUUUCAGCUGCAUAUUAUGAAACCACUCGGCUGUGUAAGGGCUGAAUUAAUAUGCAGGGAUAUAAAAAACCUGAAGCUUACAAAACAACCAUUAAUACUAAAGUUAAUUUCUCUAACGUCCUAAGUGGAUGCUGGGGACUCCGUAAGGACCAUGGGGAAUAGCGGCUCCGCAGGAGA
Molecule: messenger RNA, 7345 nt
Organism: Pseudophryne corroboree (corroboree frog)
Lineage: Eukaryota; Metazoa; Chordata; Amphibia; Anura; Myobatrachidae
Gene: TBC1D8B
Product: TBC1 domain family member 8B
Exons: 21
Coding region: 211-3549 (1112 amino acids)
Molecular function (GO): calcium ion binding
Source: RefSeq, a predicted model, not a curated record